Molecule: messenger RNA, 4057 nt
Organism: Scomber scombrus (Atlantic mackerel)
Lineage: Eukaryota; Metazoa; Chordata; Actinopteri; Scombriformes; Scombridae
Product: GRAM domain-containing protein 4-like
Exons: 19
Coding region: 180-1913 (577 amino acids)
Biological process (GO): negative regulation of toll-like receptor 9 signaling pathway; apoptotic process
Source: RefSeq, a predicted model, not a curated record
ACCCCGCGCUGAGCUGUGAUCAGCUGGAGAUCUGAUCCGGAUCCUACUGACCCCCUUCAGACCGGGACCAGGACCGGGCUGCUGCCGGUCCGGGACUCAGACACGGAGGAGAGCUCGGUGCCGUUACGCAGCAGGACAGCGGGUCAUGUCCAGCUAGGACCGGCUCCCAGCAGUCCACUAUGCUGAAGCAUCUGGACCGGAUCCGGUUCCGGGGUCAGAGACGGGACGAGUUCCUGGACCUGGUCGACUCACCGAACACGUCUGAUACAGAAUGCAGCGAAGAGACGAUGAUGAAACCUCACUGCUCCAUCAGAGAGGGGGAGGAGCCAGAGCCGGAGCCACAGGUUGAUGAACCUCGAUCAGAUCUAAACGAGGUUAAAGCUCAUCUAGAGAUCGCCUUGCUAGAGAAACACUUCCUGCAGGAGGAGCUCAGGAAGCUGCGUGAUGAGUCCAGCGUUGACUCUCUGAAGCAGGAGCUGGAGAAGGAGCGCAGCCGCAGCUGUGAGCUGGAGCAGAAGAUCAGCGAGGUGCUGAGGUCAAGAGCUGAAGAUUCACCGUCUCUGACAGCCAGAGCGCCGUCACCUCCGCCCCCCCCGUCCCCCCCGCUACCUGCAGCCAGCAGCACAGACAAACAGAAGGAAACUCUGUCCAACAGUUGGUUGAAGUGGCUUUAUGAGCGUUUCGGUGUUUACGUGGAAGACUUCCGCUUCCAGCCGGAGGAGACGACGGAGGAGACGGAGGAGCCGCUCAGCGCCAAGAGGUUGACUGAAAACAUGAGACGCCUCAAGCGAGGAUUCAAACCUGUGACGAACUUCAUGAGGAACCUUUCUGCCUUAUCUACCUGGUACUCUGUAUACACAUCAGCCAUCGCCUUCUUUAUCUACAUGUAUGCAGCGUGGUACGGUUGGACCGUCCCCAUGUUCCUGUUCUUCGCCAUCCUCCGCCUCUCUUUGAAUUACCUCAUCGCCAGAGGCUGGAGGAUCCAGUGGAGCAUCGUACCUGAAGUCUCAGAGCCUGAGGAGCCUCCUAAAGAAGACCUGACGGUGUCGGAGAAGUUCACGCUGGUUCUGGACGUCGCUCAGAAAGCUCAGAACCUUUUUGGGAGGAUGGCGAACAUCCUGGAGAAAAUCAAGAAUCUGUUUAUGUGGGUUAAACCAGAGUUGACUCAGAAGCUGUACGUGGGUCUGUGGUUGGUCUUCAUCUCAUCCUGCCUGCUGCCGUACAAACUGCUGGGAUUCAUCAUCGGUGUGUAUGCAGGUAUAAAGUUCUUCAUCAUAGACUUCAUCUUUAAGAGUUGUCCUAAGCUGCGUCAGCGUUUCGACACUCCGUUCAUCAUCUGGACGAGUUUACCCACCGACCUGCAGCUGAAGGAACGCAGCGGCACCGCCAUGAGCAGACGGGUCCAGGCUGGGGGGGCCCGAGCCACUGUUGGUGCUGCAGCUCCUCUGAGUGUGAGCCGGGAGGAUGGGGAGGGGGGGCGGUACUACAGCACGAAGAGAGGAGCGUUCCACGAAGUGUUCAACCUGCCGGAGGACGAGCGUCCGCUGACAGUGUGUGAGAACGGUUGGCGCUGCUGCCUCAUCAACCGGGACAAGAGAACUCCGUCAGACUACAUCCGCAACGGAGUCCUGUACAUCACCGAGAAUUAUUUGUGUUUUGAGAGCUCGAGCUCGAGGUCCGGAUCGUCCAAGAGGAACAAAGUCAUCAAACUGCUCGAUAUCACGGACAUCCAGAAGUACAAAGUGUUGUCGGUGCUUCCUGGUUCUGGGAUGGGUAUCUCCAUAGCAACACCAUCCACCCUGAAGCCGAUGGUGUUUGGAGCCAUGAUGCAUCGGGACGAGGCCUUCGACGCCAUCUUCACCCAGUACACGAAGAUCGUUGCCAUGGCUACGGCCACCGACCCAGAACCAUAGUAACACCGAACCUCAGAUUAAGUUCAGCUGAUCCCUGGUAUGACAUCAGUAUCAGCUGAUCCCUGGUAUGACAUCAGAAUCAGCUGAUCCCUGGUAUGACAUCAGAAUCAGCUGAUCCCUGGUAUGACAUCAGGAUCAGCUGAUCCCUGGUAUGACAUCAGGAUCAGCUGAUCCCUGGUAUGACAUCAGGAUCAGCUGAUCCCUGGUAUGACAUCAGGAUCAGCUGAUCCCUGACCUCACUGAGCCGGCUAACUGCUAAACACACACCUACUGAGCAUGUGCAGAGUCAGCCACAGAAAACCAGUGAAGAAGAAACAAUUUGUUAUUGGGGUUUUUAUUUGUUUGGUUUUGGGGGUUUUUAUGUGUAAAAUGUUUAUUGAUCAUUUAAACUCUAUCAGAGUUGCACUGUUACUGUAAUCAGAGUACUUUAACACUGGUUGCAGGUGGAGGGAAGUAUUUAAUGAGCUGGUUUCACUGGGUCUGAUUCUGUUUGUGAAGGUGGAGAGUUUAACAAACAAGCUGUCAACGUAUCAUCCUUCUGUUUAUUCAGUUUUUACAGAACAUUUUAGUUAAUUUCUCUAUUAGCCAUUGAACUGGACAGCAGCUAGUCUUCCUGCGGUUCACAAUUAACUCUGAAAAAAAAACAAAUAUUACACAAAAAAUCCAACACAACAACUACAGAUGAAGGAGUAAAAGAGAGUAGCAAUACAUGUUCAAAUCAUGCAGGAACAAAACUAGAAAGAGGAAAAAGAAAUAAACACAUUUAGACAAAGUCUUCCCAGGUUAGCCGGCUCAGUGCUGCUGGUAUCAGUUAUAUUACGCUGCAACGUUUACUAUACAAUGUGUUUAAAAUGCUGAAAUUAUGAUUUUUAAUUCAUACUUAAUAACAGUUUUAUAUCACGGUGAAUUCUUCAUCGUUCGCUGUUUAUUGAUUAUUUUCAUUAUUGAUCUCAUAUUGCCAAUAUAUAUUUCCUCAGUUAAUCAUCAGUGAUGUCAUCAAAUGUCCCAAACUGAAAGGAAAUACUGUUUUAAUAAAGUUUUUUAUUUUCUAUUUUUGCUUCAAAAAUAUUUAAUUUUAUUUAAUUUAAAGUUUUUUUUCAGCUGUGUGUGUGUGUGUGUGUCAACCAAUCAGAUUUAGCCAACAUGUAACGAGCCAAUCACAGUGAGCGGUUCAAGCUGCUCCACAGCGCCUCCUGGUGGAGGAGCUGCAGCUUUCCAGUUCAUAGUUAGUGUUCCUCUGGGUUUACUGUAUAAGUUCAUGACUUCCAGUUAAUAUCACAGUUGUUUACAUGUGUGUGAAUGAUCAUUCAGCUGCUGCUUCAAGGUGGGAACUGUUUGUUUUCUAUAUGAAUAGAAAGACUUUGCUCUCAUGUUGUUGUUUUAUCCAAACUAAAAACUAAAGCUCACAAACACAAAUCAUCUGUUCCCAAUAAGUUGUUUUAAUGUAGUUUUUUCAGCUCAAACUAAACUAAUGAAGUUAAAGGUACGUUAUCUUUUAGCUGACAUCGUAGCCUAAAAGCUCAAAUAUUGAUGUUUUUUUAAUAUAGUUGUAAAUGUUUUUUACUAUAAAACAAGGUGAUAACUCUGAUAAAUACUGCAGCUUUGUUCCUGCUGCUCUUCACAUCUUCUUUUCUUCUGGGAUUACAUUUAUUUUUAUUUACUUUAAAUGAAUUAUAAUUUUAGUUCAAUAAUAAUGAACAGAAUGUAUAAACAGUCUGAAGGCUGUCACACCAGCAUUUAUCAUUUAUUUACUUAUUUGACUUUAUUCAGUUUAUUUCAGUGAAAUCAUUUUAAAUGUAACUGUUUGUUUUAUCUCAGAUGCAGGUAUCACCUCACACCGAUCAUUACUGAUCAAUAAUCAGCAGUUUUUUCUCCUUUAUUUAUUUUUAUUAUGUCACUGAUUUUUUUAAAAUUCUGUUUAUGAAGUCUUUUAUGUAAAAAGUGUAUUAGUUGCUAUAGUAACGCCAGCUGUUAAUGCCAAGUUGCCUCUUUCUGGUUUUUUCAUGUUUUCUGCUUUUACCCUCCGUUUCCAUGGCGACCUGCUGACUCUUUUAUAAAACGCUGUAAAGUUUUUUAAUGAAAUGAUCGUCGUGGUUAAAAUGUGAUGAACACUUUUUAAAAUUCAGUUAAAUUAAAAUAUCAGA